Messenger RNA from Metarhizium robertsii ARSEF 23, 750 nucleotides. Its product is annotated as GPCR, PTH11-type. The coding region runs from base 1 to 750 and encodes 249 amino acids. The record is from RefSeq and is a predicted model, not a curated record. Lineage: Eukaryota; Fungi; Ascomycota; Sordariomycetes; Hypocreales; Clavicipitaceae. The transcript has 5 exons.
AUGCCUUCCAUCGCAAGCAAUCCCUUGGCUGAGGUUGAGGCGGUUGACAUCUGGACCACUCCAUUCUUGCGCCCUCCCCCCGGAGUCACGCCAAACUUUAUCAAUCCCGCCUCUAGGGGCCCAAUGGUCCGGGCAGUAAUGUUCUCAAUACUUCCUAUCAUGGUCUUAUUCGUAGGAUUCCGUAUCUACACCCGGUUGCGUUUGACACAGUCGGUCGGCGUUGACGAUUAUCUCUGCCUCUUAUCUGCAGCCACCGUCAUCGCAUUUUCAGGGCUUAUGGUAUCUUACAUGGACAACCCAGAAGGCAGACAUGGCUGGGACAUUCCACUUGGAGAAGUUGUUAAUAACCACUACUGGAUAGAGGCAACCUUUGCUGCACUUCUUAUAUACACCUUGAGCAACAUGUUUACCAAACUGACUCUCCUCACGCUAUAUCAUCGUAUUUUUAAGCGUGCUGUCUGGUCGCUCAGGGCUAUUUGGCUCGGCAUUAUAACUGUUGUCCUCUCUAGCCUCGCUGCUUUCGCCGGAUACAUCGGCCUCUGUGUUCGUUUUGGCCAGCCAAUUUGGGAAACAAUGCGAGAGGUACAGUGCUCUAACCAAGUCCUGUCAAUCUACAAGUUUCAUGGAUGGUAUGGCCUCAUCUCAGAUGUUUAUAUUUUAGCAAUACCAUUGUGGCUUGUUUGGGACCUCAACUUGCCGCCGAGGCGCAAAGCUGCCGUGUUGGGUGUCUUCUCGACAGGGCUGGCGUAA